CUUACUAUAUAAUAAGAAAAAAAUGAUCAUAGUACGAAUUGCUUUUCAAACGAUUUGUUCAUAAAACAGAUUAGAAUUUCAUAAGUUCAUGUUAUUCAAAAAGAAUAUCUAAUAUCUAAGUCUUUCACAUUCAAUUAUUUUCCAAUAAAGACUUGGAUGUAAUUGGCAGCUGAUUAAAUUUUAUUUCUUGUUUGUCUUUUCAAGGUGAAUGGAAUCAUCUAUGUGAAAUAUUGGGAAAAGCAACAAAGUUCAUGCGUAAACAACACCAGGCGUAAUUUAUAUGUUUUAUUGUUUUUUUUUCAUUUGAUGAUAAUAAACUUGUACAUAUCGAACUAAUGAUUUGAUCUCAGAUUCAGUGGUGGAGAUAAUAAUUUGAAAGUAUGAUAAACAUCUGUAUUGUAAAAUUUGAUCAUCGCGUGUGAGUGCGUGGAUUACAGGGCUCCGGAUGGGAUGGGAUGAGAUGAAAAAAUCAUCCCAUGGUAUAGUCGUCUAGUAAAAAAGACUAAGAUCUUGAAUAGCUUUUAAUAACUAUAUAUAAAUUUCAAUUUGUUAGGCUUCGCUGCAUUCAAUGGUCGACUUUUGUCCUUAGAAGAUUGCAAAAAGUAUGGAAUAAUCUAAACGUGAAACUCAACAAAAAACUACUUCUAUUUUCAUUACUUAAUAUAGCAAUCAAAAUAUUGUUUUGAUCCAUGAGAGAAUUUGUUUUUUGAAAAGAAGAUCAUAAUAGAUCGAAUCUUCGACGUUUUCAGUUUUUUAAAAAUGGUUAUCAUCAGCAUAAUAUAUACGUCUGAUAAUGCAUAGUGUCAGUCCGUAUUUUAAAUAUAUCGUCUCUAUAAACACAUGUUUAAAAAAAACAUAAUUACAUAUUCUGAAAGCCCUUGAAGUUUUCUAUCACCCUGUAUACUUAUGUUUUAGUUUUCGCUUAUAUACGAGAAAAUAAAAAGAUUACAAUGAAGACAGCCUCAUCAUCAAGUUGCCAAGAACUGAAUUUUGUCACUGUCGUCUAAAUUACUUUUUAAAAUUUUUUAUUACUAGAAAAAUAUCUUUUUAAAACAGCAAUUAUAUAUAUAUUCUAAUAGAGCUGGAUAUUCUCUAUCAUCUCAUGUAUUUAUCUAUUGCAUUGUACUGAUCUCUUGCAAACUAAUUUGAAUACAAUGAAUAAACUUGGAAUUGACAAGUAUAAAAAAAUAUGCAUUUUCUUGUUACUUUUGUAGUUUUCUUUUUGACAUAAUUAUUCCUAUAGGAAAAUUUAUUAAAAAAAUAAUUAUAGAUUUUUGUAGAGUUUGAAAUUCUCUAUUAUUUUAUAUAUUUUUGUCUUAUCUUGCAUUUAUGUGUUGCAGCAUAUAAAUGCAACGCAAGACAAAUAUAUAUAGGAUGAUAGAGAAUUUCAAGCUCUAUUGGAAUAUAUAAUUGCUUUUUUUAAAAAGGUAAUUCUAUAGUGAUAAAAACUUUAAGCAACUAAUAUUGAUGACAGUCACAAAAUCAAGUCUGUGGAAAUCUGGGCAUGAGGAUAUCAUCAUCGCACUCUUUUUAUUUUCUUGUAAAUAAGAGAAAAUUAAAAGAAGAAAAAUUGUAUAGAAUGAGAACGUAUUCAUGUGAUAUAUAACUUAAUAUCUUUCAAUUCUUCAUGUCUAUUGAAAAUACGUGCAUAUGUGGAACUAAUAUUCAAAAAUGUUUUUAUGUACACUGUAUAAUUCCGUCUUGACUGAUAGAAAUCUCUACUUUUAUUAAAUAAUGAUUUCCUUUUUUUUCUUCAGUCACUUCUCACCUUUAGUUCAUAACUAUUAGAAAUGGCUAAUGGAGGAAAUAAAUAAAUUCCAAUCAGUUUCUUUACGUCUAUUGAUAUUAAUAAAAAAAUUUAAUGAAAAACAAAAUCAAAAAAUGAUAUGAAUAUGUAUCUGAAUAUUUUUUUGCAACAGAUUGUUACGAAUAUGGAUAAUUCAAUUCUAAAAAAAGAAAUAAUUCAAAAUAAGAUUAAACGAUAAACUUAUCUCAAGGUCAUAAUUUGUAUCUAAAGAACAAGAAGAAAAGCAGAGAAGCCAUUACUAUUGCCAUUGAUCUACUAUUUGCUGUAGAUAAAAUAAGUUCGAAAUAAAUUUAUUUUAUCAUGAUAAUAAUCAAUUAGCGAUGUCCAUGAGAUAAAUGAAUUUAGAAAUAACUAAAAAUAGGUUGUUAAUAAAUAUUUCUAUUUUUAUUUUUAUUACAAUAUUUAUUACGCGAUCUAUUACUUUCUAUUAACGUUUACCAUAGGAGAUAUUGCACAUAAGUCACAACCAGGAAUAAACUGAAAAUUUCAGCUCAAACGGAUGGGUGUGGGUGUGAAUGUCGAAGUGAGAAACAUCCCAUGCCCAGACCCAUACCUUUCAAUCAUUAGAAGAUUUUGUUCGAAAAGUAUUUGUUUUAUUAAACUUCUUCUUUCAUAUUUAUUUUUACUAUUCAGGGAUUUAGAUGUACGUAAAGUAAUAUUAUCUCAAGAUCAUGAAUUUUAUGGUGUUGAGAUGCGUGCUGAACCAAAUUAUUUAACAUUAGGCAAACAAAGCUGGUAG
This is a messenger RNA of Rotaria sp. Silwood2, 2546 nucleotides long. The record is from the annotation of a GenBank genome assembly. NCBI's taxonomy places the organism in Eukaryota, Metazoa, Rotifera, Eurotatoria, Philodinida, Philodinidae.